AUGGCGCACGGGCACACAUUUGUGUUGCAUUUACUAGGCAUCGAGAGGCAUCGAGGGCCUGACGAUCCGGACGAGCUUGACGACUUGAACGAGCCUAAUGACUUGGAUAAGCACGAUGAUCCAAACGAUGAGCUCAAAAACCCGAACAGACCGGACGACCCGAACGAGACCGAUGAUCCGGACGAUCCGAAUGAGCCCGAUGAUCCGGACGACCCGAACGAGUCCGAUGAUCCGGACGAGUACGAAGAUCUGGACGGGAACGACGACCCGGACGAGGCCGAUGAUCCAGACAGGCACAAUGACUCUGACGAGGCCGACGAGCCGGACGAGCUAGACGACACAGACGGGCUCGACGACCUGAAAGAGCCCCACGAUACGGACGAGUUUGACGACCUAGAAGAUCCAGACGGGCAUGACGACACGGACGGACCCGACGAUGAGGACGGUUCAGACAAACCAGACAUGCCAGAUAACACAAACGGGCUCGAUGAUCCAGACGGGUACAAUGACCGGGUCGGGCCCGGCGACCCAGACGACCUAGACAAACUCAACAACUCGGACAACCCGACCAACACAAAUCGGUCGAACCAGACAAGCCCGACAACAUGGACGACUGGUCGACCCGGACGGACCCAACGACCUGGACGGGUGAUGUGA
Vigna unguiculata (cowpea) is the source of this 657-nucleotide messenger RNA. The record is from RefSeq and is a predicted model, not a curated record. NCBI's taxonomy places the organism in Eukaryota, Viridiplantae, Streptophyta, Magnoliopsida, Fabales, Fabaceae.